CUUUCUUUUCCCUUCUUAAAAUAAUGGAAGGAGAUAGCCUAAUAUUAUAACUAACCAGCCAAACGUGCAGCCCACAAAAAACCUCUUCAAAAACACACACCACCUUCACAAAUCAUUCCCAUAAUCACAAAGCUUCUGCUCCAACAAGAGAGGAAUCCCUGCUGAAACCAGCACUUCCAGAAUGCCAAAUUCAGUAGCUAAGGCUCUGGAGCAACCAAAGCCACAGCAAAUAAGUCCAUUCUCAACACCAACACAAUCACCCUCCCGGCUUUCAAUCUCUCUUCAACAACCUUCAAACAGAUCUAAGGGAUCUAAAUCAGGAAAGUUUUACAAUCAAAUUCGUUCCCUCUUCAGAUCAUUCCCUAUAAUCCACCCAUGUAUGAUGAUGCCUCUUCCUCUAUAUGGUAACAAGUACCAGGAUGGACUUAUACAUGGAGGAACUCGAUUGACAGGUACCCUCUACGGCUGCCGCAAGGCAAGGGCUACCCUUGCCAUCCAAGAAAACCAAAGGUGUCUUCCCAUGUUGAUACUUGAGCUAGGGGUCCCUACUGGCAAGCUACUACAAGAAAUGGGUUCAGGCCUUAUGAGAAUAGCACUCGAAUGCGAGAAACAAGCAGUUGAGAAGACAAAGCUCAUUGAAGAACCUCUAUGGAAUAUGUUCUUGAAUGGCCGAAAGGUUGGGUAUGGCAUGAAGAAGGAACCAAGUGAUGAAGACUUGAAUGUUAUGCAGCUGCUCCAUGCUGUUUCAAUGGGUGCAGGUGUUCUACCUACUUUGAAAAAGGAAAUGCCUGAUGGGGAGAUGACUUAUAUGCGAGCUUUCUUCGAACGAGUGAUAGGCUCUAAAGACUCUGAGACUUUCUACAUGAUGAACCCAGAUGGUAAUAGUGGGCCUGAACUUAGCAUAUUUUUUGUGAGGUUCUGACAUUUUUCUCCCAAAUU
Molecule: messenger RNA, 939 nt
Organism: Telopea speciosissima
Lineage: Eukaryota; Viridiplantae; Streptophyta; Magnoliopsida; Proteales; Proteaceae
Product: protein MIZU-KUSSEI 1-like
Exons: 1
Coding region: 182-922 (246 amino acids)
Biological process (GO): hydrotropism
Source: RefSeq, a predicted model, not a curated record